Arachis ipaensis is the source of this 2388-nucleotide messenger RNA. RefSeq lists its product as uncharacterized. The record is from RefSeq and is a predicted model, not a curated record. Lineage: Eukaryota; Viridiplantae; Streptophyta; Magnoliopsida; Fabales; Fabaceae.
AUGUCCAGCAAGACAUCUGUGAACAUGUUGUGGCACAAGAGAGGCACCAACUAUGACGGUUUCUUGAGGCAUCCCAGAGACGGCGAGGGUUGGAAAGCAUUUGACAUGAGAUAUACUGACUUUUCUGGCGAUCCGCGCAGUGUUCGCUUAGCCUUGGCCAGUGAUGGCUUCAAUCCUUAUGGAAACCUCAGUUCAAAGUACUCAAUAUGGCCAGUGAUUCUUAUUCUAUACAACUUACCCCCAUGGAUUUGCAUGAAACAAACCAACUUUAUACUCUCUACGAUCAUUCCCGGUCCUAAAAUGCCUGGCAAUGACAUAGAUGUAUACCUACAACCCCUAAUCAAUGAGUUGAAGCAGUUGUGGGCCGGUGUUGAUACCUACAACGCCAGUGAGAAGAAAACAUUCAAGAUGUGUACUGCGUUGAUGUGGACUAUCAGCAAUUUUCCUGGCUUGGGCAAUUUAUCUGGUUGGAAUACAUACGGCGGGAGAGCCUGCCCCACGUGUAAUUUGGAUGCCGAGACUAUGCGACUCACCUUCAGUCAAAAAUGGUGUUAUAUGGGUCAUUGGCGCUUCUUGAAUCGCGAUCACAGAUAUAGACAAGACCGGAUUAGAUUUAAUGGUAAAGUAGAGGAUAGAUCCCCACCUACCAAAUUGACUGACAGUGAUGUCCUGAGACAAUUGGAGGGUGUGCCCGUCUCACAGGGCAAGGUGCAAGCGAUGGGCAGUAAAAGAAGAGGUGGCCAGCAGACUGUGGUGCAAGACGAGUCACCCUGGAAGAAGAGGAGUGUAUUCUUUGAUCUGCCAUACUGGGAGAACAACGAAUUAUGUCACAACCUUGACGUCAUGCACAUAGAGAAGAAUGUGUGCGAUAACAUUGUAUUUACCAUGUUGAACGAGAGCGGUAAAUCCAAAGACCACCUGAAAGCUUGUAAAGAUCUCCAGUUGAUGGGAAUCAGGCAUGAUAUGUGGCCACUUGAAGGUGAAAAGUAUCCCGCUGCAGUCUUUACCAUGUCGAACUCACAGAAGGAUGUCUUUCUUAGGACCAUCAAGAAUGUGGUCUUUUCAGACGGGUACUCUAGCAACAUCUCUCGCUGUGUUGACUUAAAACAGCGUAAGUUAUUUGGUUUGAAGAGUCAUGACUGCCAUGUUCUAAUGGAACAUCUAUUACCAAUUGCGUCAAAACACGUAUUUCCCACCCCAGUGUCCACUGUCUUGGCUGAUUUAUCAGCCUUUUUCGGACUAAUAUGCAGUAAAUCCAUAGAUCCUCAACAACUUCCUCUCCUUCAGGAUCGUGUGGUCCAUACUCUGUACGACAUGGAGAUGAUAUUUCCACCUUCCUUCUUCACAGUCAUGGUUCAUCUAACGGUGCAUUUGGUCGAGGAGAUACAUCUUGGUGGCCUAGUGCACUACCGGUGGAUGUACCCAAUCGAGAGGUACCUAUGUCAUCUCAAGCAGUACGUGCGUAACAGGGCACAACCGGAAGGAUCGAUAGCAGAGGGCUACCUAUCCGAGGAGAUUCUCACAUUCUGUUCAAGAUACCUAGAUAACGUCGAGACUAGGAUCAACCGACCGACGCGCGUUGACGACCGGCCGAGCGAUGCUCCGCCGAGCGAGAUUGCCAACAUGUUCCUAGAGGUUGGAAAGGCGGUCGGGGCAGCUUCAUUUUUCACACUAAAACCAACUGAAAAGCUUCAAGCACAUCGUCAUGUACUGGUCACAUUUGGAAGCACCAAUCAUUCGAACGAGUUGCAGUGGCUCGCCUGCAGUCCGAUUGCUCAGGCCAAACGCUAUCAUGUGUACAACGUCAACGGAUUUAAAUUUAGGACCAUGUCGAGGGAGGAAGGAAUGAAAACACAGAAUAGUAGAAUUUAUGUCACUUCGAAUACUAGAAGUUAUGCAAGUAAACGGGAUGCCAAUGUUGCUGUUGGUGGUGUCUCGUAUUACGGGAGAUUAGUAGACAUCAUUAAGCUAAAUUACAAUGGUCAAUUCAAUGUAGUCUUGUUCAAGUGUCUUUGGGCAGAUACCACGUCGGGGAGAGGCAUCCGACAGGAUGUUUUCGGCCACACCUGUGUCAAUUUUGCCACACCAAUUCACACCGGUGAUCGAGAAGACGAUGAGCCGUACAUCUUGGCAUCUGAGGCGCAUCUUGUGUUCUACGUGGAGGAUGAGGUGGAGAGCGGAUGGAGUGUAGUAGUCCGUGUGAAACCAAGAGAGUUGUUUGAUAUGGGCGAAGACUAUGAACAUUGUGAGGUCGACCUUCAUCCACAGUCCUGUAUGACUAGCUUGCCUGAAUUUGAUGUCGAAGGCCUGCGGUUGACAAGAGACGGAGAUUUAGAGGAGUCCAUUACCGACGGGGUUGAAGAUUGUGAUGAGGCAGCCGAUUCCUAA